Closterium sp. NIES-65 is the source of this 870-nucleotide messenger RNA. The record is from the annotation of a GenBank genome assembly. NCBI's taxonomy places the organism in Eukaryota, Viridiplantae, Streptophyta, Zygnematophyceae, Desmidiales, Closteriaceae.
AUGACGAGCAAGCUGCGGCCGAUGACGAGCAAGCUGCGGCCGAUGACGAUCAAGCUGCGGCCGAUGACGAGCAAGCUGCGACCGAUGACGACCAAGCUGCGGCCGAUGAUGACCAAGCUGCGGCCGAUGACGACCAAGCUGCGGCCGAUGACGAGCAAGCUGCGGCUGAUGACGAGCAAGCUGCGGCCGAAGACGAGCAAGCUGCGGCCGAAGACGAGCAAGCUGCGGCCGAAGACGAGCAAGCUGCGGCCGAAGACGAGCAAGCUGCGGCCGAAGACGAGCAAGCUGCAGUCAAAGACGAGCAAGCUGCGGCCGAAGACGAGCAAGCUGCGGCCGAUGAUGAGCAGGCUGCGGCGGAUGACGAGCAAGCUACGGCCGAAGACGAGCAAGCUGCGGCUGGAGACGAGCAAGCUGCGGCCGAUGACGACCAAGUUGCGGCCGAUGACGAGCAAGUUGCGGUCGUUGACGAGCAAGCUGCGGCCGAUGACGAGCAAGGUGCGGCCUAUGACGAGCAAGCUGUGGCCGAUGACGAGCAAGGUGCGGCCGAUGACGAGCAAGCUGCGGCCGAUGACGAGCAAGCUGCGGCCGAAGACGAGCAAGCUGCGGCCGAAGACGAGCAAGCUGCAGAAAUGUGACAUGCCGCAGCUGAAGGAGCUGGAUGUGCUUCUGAAGCAUGGUCACAAAACAUUGGAUUCACCCAUCACGUCGCUUGUUGCGCCUCUUGCGCCCCCCCUUAUCACCAUGCCGCCGUCUGCUCUUGGUGUGCCUCCUCUCGCUGCUGCUGUCACUCCCACAGUAGUCACCCUCACUGCUGCUCCCAUCGCUCUCACUGCUGCUCUCAUGCCUUCCCCUGUGGUGCUUUCUCCGUGA